Messenger RNA from Colletotrichum chrysophilum, 942 nucleotides. RefSeq lists its product as uncharacterized. NCBI's taxonomy places the organism in Eukaryota, Fungi, Ascomycota, Sordariomycetes, Glomerellales, Glomerellaceae. The transcript has 2 exons. The coding region runs from base 1 to 942 and encodes 313 amino acids. The record is from RefSeq and is a predicted model, not a curated record.
AUGUCGAGCCAAUCUAUCAACCAAAAGUCCAUACUUGUCACCGGCGCAACCGGUAAACAAGGUGGCGCUGUCAUCUCAGCUCUCCUGGAGGCUGGUGCUGGAGAUACGCACACCAUCCUUGCUGUCACACGCAACCCCGCCGCAGCAUCAGCAAAAGCUCUCGAAGCGCAGGGAGUUAAAGUCUUCAAGGGUGAUCUCAACGACGUUCCAGCCAUCUUCGCCUCAGCAAAGUCAGCAUUGGGCGGCUCAACGGCAGAAAUCUGGGGCGUGUACAGCGUGCAAACGGCCAUAGGUCAAGGUGCCUCAGCAGAGUCCGAAGAGAGGCAAGGAAAGGCUCUGAUUGACGAAGCUCUCGCCAAUAAUGUCAAGCACUUUGUCUACUCGUCAAUAGACCGCGGAGGUGAUUCAUCUUACGACAACGUCUUUCCCCAGGUCCAGCACUUCAAGAGUAAAUACAACAUCGAACACUACCUCGUCGAAAAGGCGAAGAAUCAGAUGACCUGGACUAUUCUUAGACCCGUCGCCUUCAUGGACAACAUGACACCGGGCAUGGAGACCAAAAUCAUGGCAACCUCAUGGAGGGUUGCGGUGAAGGAAAAGCCGCUUCAACUCGUUGCGGUCAAGGAUGUCGGUUACUUUGCGGCACAAUCAUUUCUUCGCCCCCAAGUCUUUGCCAGCAAGGAGGUUCCCAUUGCAGGCGAUGAGCUUACUCUCGACGAGGCGAAUGCAGUAUUCAAGAGAAAAAUCGGCACGGAGAUCCCUGAAACGUUCCAAUUCCUUGUGAGGUUCCUUCACUGGAUGAUCGCGGACUUCGGAGCCAUGUACAGAUGGUUCUAUACUGACGGGUUUCGCGUCAACAUCGCCUCAGUGAAGAGACAGCACAGUGGAUUACUAAACUUCGAGGAGUGGUUGGAGAGAGAGAGCAAGUUCACACAAAAGUAG